This is a messenger RNA of Scylla paramamosain (green mud crab), 1407 nucleotides long. RefSeq names its product 26S proteasome non-ATPase regulatory subunit 8-like (gene Rpn12). The transcript is spliced from 6 exons. The record is from RefSeq and is a predicted model, not a curated record. Lineage: Eukaryota; Metazoa; Arthropoda; Malacostraca; Decapoda; Portunidae. The coding region runs from base 34 to 849 and encodes 271 amino acids. Gene Ontology annotation, biological process: proteasome-mediated ubiquitin-dependent protein catabolic process. Gene Ontology annotation, cellular component: nucleus; proteasome regulatory particle; cytosol.
UGAGAGACGGACCAAAAGGAAGGCAGUCAAGUCAUGGCGGGGCGGGCGAGAGAACAGGCUGUGCGGGCUGUGGUGCAGGCUUACGAGGAGCUCAAGAAAGAAUGGGGGAAGAAAAACAGGAACCUGCAGACGUGUGGGAAGUACCUGGCUGACAUAAAGGUGGAGCUGACCAAGCUGCAGUUCCUGCCGUCAAUGGGCAAUAAGGUGUCCAAAGAGGAGUUGCUUGUGGCCAGAAACACACUUGAAAUCGGUGCCCUAUGGAGCAUAGCCAACAAGGAUAUCCCUUCCUUCGAGCGAUAUGUUGCCAUGCUGAAAAUAUACUACAUGGACUACAGAGAGCAGCUGGCAGAAUCACCCUACAUGUAUGAGCUGUUGGGGCUGGACUUGCUGUGCCUGCUGGCCCAGAACAAGGUUGGGGAAUUUCACACUACCCUGGAGCACCUGCCAGCACCUGCCAUCACUGACAAUGUGUACAUCAGACACCCUGUGGCUAUGGAGCAGUACCUUAUGGAGGGAGCGUACAACAAGAUCUAUUUGGCCAAGGGAGAGGUGCCAGCUGAAGGGUACAAAUUCUUCAUUGAGGAGCUGCUCUCCACCAUCCGUGAAGAUAUUGCUGACUGUGUGGAGAAUGCCUAUGAUCGCAUCCGCCCUGAGGACAUCGGCAAGAUGCUCUAUCUUUCUAACACCAAGGAAAUCCUCAAGUACUGUGAGACCCGGAGCUGGCAGGUUGGUCCAGACGGCUACCUCCACUUCAAGAAGGAGGUGCGUAAGAGUGAUGAUGGGAUCCCCUCUCGUGAGCUGGCCCAUCAGAUGAUCAACUAUGCACGGGAGAUGGAACAAAUUGUGUAGGGCUUAGGCAACAAACAUGCAGCACACACACACACACACACACACACACACACACACACACAUGCUUUUCUCACAUACACACACACAGGUACUAAUUGGUACACAUUAAGACAAGCAUACAUAUACAAGUAAUAAUGCAUACACUAGUACACACACAUACAACUAGGUAAUGUACACACACACACACACACACACACACACACUUUAUAUAUAGUAUGUAUUUAUAUAUAAACAUGAAAUUACAUGCAACAGCUCUGUGGACUCAGGAUGAAAAUAAUUGCAUUGAUGUGUUUGUGUGUUCCCACUUCAUACAUGUCUCAGUGAAGUGGGGUGUUACCUUGCACUCAAAGCUCUGCCUUCAGCUCUUAAAUAGAUAUUGUAUUCUUCCACCAUCUGAGUUUCAUCCAUAAGAAAUACAUGGAGCAGUGCCACUAACAUUUACCAACACUUGAGUGGUUUGUGGUGCAGAAUUGCUGUUUUUCCUAAGCCUUGGAGUUUUUGUGUUUCUUGGUACACCCUUGCCGACCUCCAGUUUGUAAUAAAUCUAUAGGAAAUUUC